CUGCGAAAAAAAUCAACGACAACGGCCACGGCUAAGAGGGCCCGACAGGUCUCCGCAGACUUCGCAGCUGUGCAAUCGGCGGGCAGAACGGCGUCGUCUUGUUCGACCUCUCCUUCGAACUCUUCUUCGACCACGUCGAGAUCAAAGCGCCGUCGUGACGUCAGACCUGACAGGGAAAAUGCCGUUGCUAGAGUCGCGAACAGGGUUCCUCUGACGAUAGAAGAAAUAGAGACACUUCCCGACGCCGUGGCUAUUCCUUACCUCUCGGAUAUGGAUCAGCCGACGUCAGGCAGGGUUGCUGCCAAACGCGAGAGGUUGAAGAGCUACUUCCGAAACCACAACCUCACAUCGUACACACCUGUGGGCGGGGCAAACAAGAAGGCCGCGGGUGCGGCAGUUACAGGACCCCCUAGUGGGCACCGGGCGAUCUAGAACGGCUGGGGUGUAGAAUUCUGUUUCUGGUGGCAAGGGCGGGCUUUCUCAUUCUGCACGAAUGUUGUGUGUUUCACUGCUGCUCCUUCACGUAAUAUUAUUGCGGUU
This is a messenger RNA of Ectocarpus sp. CCAP 1310/34, 540 nucleotides long. The record is from the annotation of a GenBank genome assembly. Lineage: Eukaryota; Phaeophyceae; Ectocarpales; Ectocarpaceae.